AUAUGAAUAUAUUAUUCCAGUAAAUGUAAUAAUAGCAAUUUUACUUUUUAUUAUUUUCACAUAUAUAAGAAGGAAUGGUCAGGAUCCAAGACAAGUUUCUUCAGGAGACUAAGUACUGCACCAGUUUGGAAAACAUCCUCCAAAAGCUAGUAAUAUUUUUCAUGAAUAUACAGUUUUUAAUUCAUAAAUCAGUAGUUUGUACCUUCUGGCAUGUUUUUGUGUAUUAAUCAGUAUAUAUCUGUUUACCCUUAUAUAAUUGGUUCUGAUUAAUGAAAAAAAGAAAAAUUUUGCGGCCCCCUGUUUACUUUUGGGGCGUGGUCACGAUCGGGGGGCGUGGUUAGGUUCCAGUGCACAGCGACAAAGUGACCGGAGACGAUUCGAGUUUACUGAAAUUGAGUCCGACAACACAACACAACACAUAUGAAACAAUUUAAUGCAAACAUGGAGUCAGAUAGUUCAUUUCACUUGAAGGUGGGGUAUCCCAGAAAUUUCAGUCACAAGCACCCAGUCGGUUCAAACGUCAGAGGUCAUGUGACAUUUCCCGGAAACACACUUCUGCAUAGGUCACCGUUAAAAUCUUGUUAUCGAAUAUGACGCAAGCUUCAAAACAUCGGUGUCUAAAGUAAAAUGUCGAGUUUUACCCAAAAUUAUCUCGUUACUCCUGCAGUCCUGCUUCGAGGUGAACGAGGUGACUCCAAUGUGUCACUGACUUUAUAAAGGACUUCACUAAAUAUUAUUCAUGAAAUUGUUUAAUUCUGGUUUAAGUCUGUGCUGUAAGAUGGAGGACAGCAGCACUAUAUUAAAAGUUCUGCUUUUUCUCACAUUUUCUCUUCAUUUUUCAUCAGCAGGAAGAGAUGGGUCUUCCUCAAUUGUUUGAAGUCAGCCAGUGACUCAGCAGUUCGGACAUCUUGGGAAAGUUUGUUCCACCACCCCAGUGCCAGAACAGAGACCUAUAUCUACCUCUUACAAGUUAUUAUACCUCAAAUUUGCAUAGCAAGUACUCCAUUUGAUAACUUACUCUAGCCUGUUUGCAUUCGCAAAAAACAACCUCCUGAACACCAGCAAGAAAAAUGAGUUGAUGGUGAACUUCAGCAUGAAGCAGGAGAGGAGCUACAACCCCCUCAGUAUCAACAGGACCCCAGUGGAGAGAGUGGACAGUAUGUGGUACCUUGGUGUUCACAUCAUGCAGGAUAUGUCAUGGUCUUGUGAUAUUAACAUUUUUUCCCACCUUAGACACAAGGGAGAUUUUAAACUAGGCACUUUUACAUCUGCACCAUUAAGAGCAUCCUGACAGGAAACAUCACAGCCUGGUUUGAGAACAGCACCAAGCAGGACAGGGAAGUUCUUCAGAGGGUGGUACUAUCAGCUGAGUGUACCAUCUGUACUGAGCCAUGAUCUGCAGUCUACCUACAGCAAGUGGGGCUGGUACAAGGCAGGGAGAUGGAGAAAUGGAUCAAUUAAUCUAUCAUACCACUAAAACAGAAAGUGUGGUAUAAUUCCACUGUACAUUUGAUGCACUUGAAAGUGACCCAGAGUUCACGUGUGACACACACUCUCUGCAGUUCUUCUACACUGCUGUCACACCAGGAAUAAAUUUCCCAGAGUUCACUGCUGUGGGUCUGGUGGAUGGAGAGCAGUUUGUAUAUUAUGACCGUAACAUCAGGAAGAUGAUCCCAAAGACAGAGUGGAUACAGAAGAUCAGUGCUGAUGAUCCAGAUUACUGGAACAGAAAGACAGAGUAUUUACAGGAUCAUCAGGACAUUAUGGUUACAGUAAUGAAGAACCUGAAUCAAGAUGAAGGAAAUCAUACACUCCAGUGGAUGUUGGGCUGUGGGCUUGAUAAUGGCAUCAUUAGAGGAUACAGUCAGUACCGUUAUGAUGGAGAAGAUUUCAUCAGUCUGGAUCUGAACUGGAACCUGGGACACGGACAUGAAUCCUGGACUCCAGCUAAUGAUAAAGCGAAGAACUUUUUAAUGGAGUGGGAUCCUAAAGGAGAAAAGGCUAAAUACUGGAAGGAAUACCUGAGUUAUGACUGUAUUGAUCAGUUAAAUAAGUUUGUACUUUACAGCAAAGAGACUAUGAAGAGGAAAGUUCCUCCUACAGCAUCAGUGUUCCAGAAACACUCGCCUUCUCCAGAGGUGGUGUGUAACGCUACAGGUUUCUUCCCGGAAGUAGUGAAUAUCACCUGGAGGAAGGACGGAGAGGACGUGAACGAGGACGUGGAGCUCAGAGAGACAUUUCCCAACCAGGAUGGAAGCUUCCAGAAGAGAAGCAUUCUGAAAGUCCCAGCUGAGGAUCUGCAGAAACACACCUACACCUGCGUGAUUCAGCACAGCAGCCUGAAGGAGGAGUUAGUGCUAGAAGUACCAAAAGGUAGAGGAUCAGUUGGAACACCAAUUGGUAUCAUCAUUGGUGCAGUCACUCUCAUUGCUGUUGUUGCUGGAGUGUUCAUCCUGAAGAAGAAAAAGGUGUCUGGUGCAGAACAAUCCCAUGAAGUCCAACAGAAGGGAACUGAGAUAAAUCCGUUAAAUACUCCACACAGUGACGUUCCAGUCUAAACCAGUAAGUGAGCCUCCACACUGAAGAGUGAUUUCCUGCCCAGCUUUUCCUCUACUGAAGCUUCCAUCCAGGGUGUGAAGAGUGAAUACAGACAUCUUUCAUGUGGGUUUAGCUCAGACUCCAGAGUAAUGAACAUUUUCAGUCUUUAUCAGAGCUUAUGGAGUUUAUCUGGGGGAUUACACGAGCAGGUGCUGGUAAAAACAGUGAAAAACAAAAUAUAUAGUUUUCUUAUUAAAUGAUAGUUUCAAAAUAUGUCUGCACUCACCUGCUGAUGAAAGAUGAACAGGUGAGUUUAGACAUAUUGGCUAAUUGACUUGAAAGAUGAAGAGAAAAUGUGAGAAAGAGCAGAACUUCAAAUACAGAGCCGUUGUCCUCCAUCUUACAGGGUAAAAACUUUAACCAUACAGAAAUAAACAAAUUUUAUUCAUAAAUAGUCCUUUAUGAAGUCAGUGACACAUUGGAAGUCAUCACAUUAUUCACCUUGAAGCAGGACUGCAGGAGUAGUGAGAUAAUGUUGGGUUUUUACUUUAGACACCAAAGUUUUGAAGCUUGUGUUAAAGUUGCUGAUGAGUUUCUAACGUGAACCGUUCAUGAAUUUCAUGAAUAAAAUUUGGUUAAAUUCUUUAUCUAGGCAGUGACACACUGAAGUAUGUUAAAAAAGGACACCUAUAAUGUGACAGAUGAAAAGUAAUAUUAUUAUAAAAUGUGAAGGUAAAAAACAGCUCUCAGUAGCUGAUUGAGUCGUAGCAGCACCUCACUGUCAUGUCAGUGUCACUGUUGUACUGAGAAUCUCACAGCACACAAACUUCUGGACUUUUCCCUGAUUGUGCAGGACAGAGGGAGGAGUUCAGAGCUUCAGAGGAUCACAGCAACACUCAGUAAAUGUAAAGCUGCUCUACUCCAUAUUAAUCAGAGAAUGAAGUGUUUACCUUAAUGACCAAAACCAUUUUUAUGUAGUCUUAGUCUUUAUCUUCAGACAAAAACAGUUAUUAGUCUUAGUCACAUUUAAGUAAUUUUUGUCUUAGUCAUAGUUUUAGUCUAGUUUUAAUCUAGUUUUAGUCGACGAAAAGUAAUUGUAUUUUUGUUAAGUUGUAGUCAAACUGCAGUUACUGGCUUAAAUUUUGUUAAUUUUCUAUGUAGUAUUUUUCUCUCUUUAGACCAGAUUAAGCUUAGGAGAAAUUUGGAUCAAGAUAACGAGCUAUAUUGACACUGCACUCUUAGCACUUGUACAAUUCUACAUAUCCUUUUUUUCUUAGUUGGAUAUCAGCCUGCUGUACUGCCCUUGCUCAUUUAGAAGGUAGGAUCAUACAUUAAGGAUAGGUAAAAGUGGUCUAUAGUUCAUGUAUCAAGUAAAAACCAAAAAUGCCUUCUUUAGCUGUUAUGGAAAAACAGCAUUUAUUUUCUGAAACUUCAAAUAAAUGUGCAAUAAACAGACAGAUGUUCAAAAGCAGCUGAACAUAUAGUACUAACAUACAACAGACUAGCAUAAACGUCUGCCUUGUUGCUAGGAGACACAUGACAAAUGAAAACAAUAUGCAUUCUAAAAUCAAAAUAUGAUCGAAUAUCUUUCAUAUCCUCCGACUGGAUGAAAUCAAUAAUCUGUCACCAACAUACCAUCAUGGAUUUUUUAUGCAAUCUCUCAACUCAGAUAUGGGAGCGUCAAAUUCUCCAGAAUGGAAAUAGGGAAAAAAUCAGAGCAAAAAUCAUGUAGUGUAUUCCAGCCUUAAGCAUACGUACAUGCCCAAUACCUUGGGGAACUUCCAAAUCCAUUUGUCAUUGUAGAAAUAGCUUGCUAUCUGCAUGCUAUUGAACAAAUAGGCUAUGGCCUAAAUAAUCUCACUACAGCAUGUGAUGCAGAUUUCAUUAGAAACAGAACUGAAUGCCGCAGAAAAGUCGAACUGUUGUACAAUAUAUAAUUAAUUAUUAUUAUAUAUUAUAUAUUAAUAUAUAAUUAAGCAUUUUAUAUUUAUGAAAGUCUGGUUCAGAACUAUGCAGUAAGGUUAGCUAACUGACGAUGUUCAUUAACAUAAAGCUAAAACUCGCUAGGGAGUUUACCUGUUGACCAUCCAGUAACACUGACCUAACGUUAAGAAAAAGUACUUAAAUAAGACUAAGUAGUUGAGUUAGCGUGACAGAAGCUGCGUAAAUAGCAGGGUGACGCACCUUCAGAUGCCUCUUAAGAUUCAUGGUAUUCUUUCCAUCUGUUUUAUAGCCACAGGGCUUCUCUCCAUUUUCUGUGACAGUGCACAAUCUUUUUUUGUUUGUUUGUUUGUUUGUUUUUUUACAGAAAUGCUUCCAUAUAUCAGUUGUUCAUUUUUUUCUAAAGCUUCAGGUGCUAAAGCCACUGCAGCUCGCCAGGCCAGUUGGAGUUUAUUUAGCCGACCCACCAACUGUCUGAGAUGCAAACGCCCUUUAUCCAAUGACAGGGACACACAUUAUGAAAAACGGUUAGCCGAUACAAAGAGCUCAUUUAUAUUGAAUGUCCGAUUCUCCUAAAAAAAAAAAGCAUUUUAGUCCAGUCUCGUCUCGUUAACAAAGAAACAUCUUACGUUUCGUCAUAGAUUUUAUCAGCAGAUAUUAGUUUCGUCUUAGUCUCGUCUCCUCUUAGUCACAGAAAAAAAUGGUCGUUAACGAAUUUUUUUCGUCAUCAUCUUAUGAAAUUAACACUGAUAUUAAAAGUGCUGAAUUUGACAUGUUCUAACUGUAGUGCAGCAGAAAUUCAGCUAGCGCUGGUGUAGAGAUGCACUGACUUUAUUUUUCCUCCUAAAUCAUGUCAGUAUGUGGACUAAGAUAAAUCUCCUGUCCAUGUGCAGGACAUGUGGCUCGUGUUCUGUGAUGGACUGGAGACACAGGAAGUGUUUUCUUAAGACAAAUUCAUUAUUAUUUAUUUUUUUAAGCCACAAACUCCAUAUGUACAACAUCCAGAUCCAUGUGAUGUUUCUUCUGUGUCAUUUGGGUUUGUUUAGAUUUUAGAAUCCAGUGGGGUUUAAUGUGGUGUUACAUCACUAUCAGGAGAAUCUCAACAACCAAACCAACACAGUGUUUUACUGAUGAAAUGAACACAGUUUUAUUAAUAUGUUUUUAUAAACCUUCUCAUAAGUCAAAUUCUUACAUCAAAAAACUUCUAAACUGGACAAAUUCUCAUAAAAUCUUCAUUAGCUGAAUUCAGCAGCUGCCCUUAGACUUGCAUUGAGGUUAUUAAAUUAGAUUUCUGAUCUUCUUUUCUCAGGGGCUUUUUGGGUUUUGUUCAGUGGUUCAGGUAUAGCAGUAUUCAGAGUGUUAAUUUUUUUUAAUGGUUUUUUAUGACCAAGUAUUUAAUGCCUUUAUGUAACUUUGUGUUUUGGCUUUUUUAAAUGUGUUACAAACAAAACACCCUGUACCUUUCUAUAUAUUUGUGUAAAUUUUUGUAUAUAUUUGUAUAUAUCUGUGUGUGUGUGUGUGUGUGUCUGCACAUAUAUUGCCUGAUAAACUGCACACUGACUCCAUUUACUUAAAAAUAAAUUGCAAACCAAAGAAUUGUGUUACUCUUUUAUUUAAAAAUUAUUGUGUUUUAUUUGGAGUUCAAGAGAAUCUGUUAGUUUCUGUGUUUUUUCUUUAUGUUCAGUAAUAAUUAUGUAACUGUUAUGUCACCUUGAAAUUAUCUUGAAAUGAAAUGAAAUGUUCUGCAAUCAUUUCAAUCUUGCACUGCUGUGAUUGGUUAAGAAAAGCCCAACCCACUGCCUUAUCUUUAUUUCAGAGAGUCUUCAAUGGAUCGGAUCAUUAUCAUUAAGUAAAAUAAAAGUCGGUAAAAUAAGAGACCACUGCCCAAUCUCCAGAUUUGAACCCUAUUGAAAACCUCUGGAAUGUCAUCAGGAGGAAGAUGGAUGAUCACAAACCAUCAAGCAAAGCUGAGCUGUUUGCUUUUUUGCAAAAAGAGUGGUAUAAAGUUCCCCAACAGCAAUGUGAGAAACUGGUGGAGAUCAUGGAGCCAAAACUCAUGCAAAUCAGGGUUAUUCCACCAAAUACUGAUUUCUUAAUGUUAUUUAGACAAAGCAUUAACACAAUUUGUUUACAAAUUAUUUGCAUUUUGUUUUAUUUGAGUUAUUAAAGCUCUGCAAAUACUUCAUGAUCUUGGGUUAUUUUGAUGUGAUGUCAUUUCCUUUAAAUAUUCACUCUAAAUAACAAUAGUCAUAUUUUGAAUUUG
Messenger RNA from Hemibagrus wyckioides, 6742 nucleotides. Its product is annotated as BOLA class I histocompatibility antigen, alpha chain BL3-6-like. Gene Ontology annotation, cellular component: external side of plasma membrane. Lineage: Eukaryota; Metazoa; Chordata; Actinopteri; Siluriformes; Bagridae. Gene Ontology annotation, biological process: immune response. The coding region runs from base 1668 to 2558 and encodes 296 amino acids. The record is from RefSeq and is a predicted model, not a curated record. The transcript has 7 exons.